UUGUCACUCAGUUGCUAACGGUACUGUGCCAGUGUUUGUCGUCGUCUGUGUAUCAUCACAAUAAAUACAAUUUCAUAAAAUAUUAACGUGAAAUAUCAACAGUUUCUUACAAGCGUUAUCUUAUCACGCAUUAUCUAGGAUAAAUCGAUCAUCGUUCAGUCACCACUGUGCCUUGUUUUAGCUAGUGUUAUGAUGUUCUACUUAUCAUAAUUAAUUUCUCAUUUUCGGUUUUUACGUACUAUUUUUUGAGUGAAAAUGCCUUCCGGACGUAGGGAAACGGCAGUUUCAAUGCCGCUGACGCCUUCGCGAUCGGAUUUGUACUGGAGAAGAAUAUUUGAAAAGUACGACAAAGACAAAGAUGGCCGGAUAUCCUACGUGGAACUUAAAGAGAUUAUCGAAUCGAGAGAAUACGAACACGACUUACCCGACAAUGUUGUCGACAAGAUAAUGAAACUUGCUGACAGAGACAACUCAGGCUUCCUAGACUUCAACGAGUUUGUCGCCAUGAUGCACAACCCUGAUUUAAAGGCAGUUUUUGGACAUUUCGUUGCCAGAUAUGUGCAUUCGAUUAUACCACAACGCGGACCCGUUGAUACUACAGGUCCAUGGACAGGUUUCCGGGCUGUUUCGACAACUGAUCGUGGCAAAUGUUACUUCACGUAUACAGACGGGACUUACGAGGAGGAGUACAGCUGCUGGCCACCAGCUAUCUGCAUGAUCCUCAUAUCCUUGGUGGAGAUCGUGCUGUUCUGCUACGACGCCGCCGAGGGGUACACCCAGGCAAACGGGACUAUCGCCAAGCUGUUCAUAUACAACCCGCAUAAGAGGCAGGAAGCAUGGAGGUUCCUUACCUAUAUGCUGGUGCAUGUCGGCGUUGUCCACCUUCUAGUCAACCUUCUGGUACAGCUGUUCCUUGGAGUUCCUCUUGAGAUGGUGCACCGAUGGUGGCGAGUGACCCUGGUCUACCUCGCCGGGGUGGUGGCGGGGUCGUUAGCAACCAGUCUUACCGACCCCAAGGUGUAUCUUGCCGGAGCGUCGGGUGGCGUGUACGCGCUGAUCGCUGCUCAUGUUGCUACUAUUAUUAUGAACUGGUCAGAAAUGGAGUUCGCAAUAAUCCAGCUGCUGGUGUUCCUCCUGCUGGCUGCCGUGGACAUUGGCACGGCGGUGUACGACCGCUACUGGCGCCAUCUCGACCAGAAUAUUGGAUACGUCGCGCAUUUGGCCGGCGCUAUUGCUGGUCUCCUAGUCGGUAUCGGUGUACUCCGGAACCUCGAAAAGAGAAAAUGGGAGAAGAGGUUAUGGUGGGGAGCAGUGGUACUCUACUGUUCUCUUAUGUUGGCAGGUGUGUUAGCCAACAUCUUCUGGACGGAGAGGUUCAAAUGAAGAGCUUUCGUAUAAGUCUGAGCCUUUUAAACCAAGGUACCUGAUGUGGAACACAGGCUUCUGUCAUUUUAAUCCGAAUUUGAAGUUUUGUUGGAUUUUCAAUCUUGUGUCUACGGUGUAAAGUUGAAAAUCUUUUGAUCUAAAUUUGAAUUUUCUUUCUGAAUUCGUCUGACCACAAGGUUUUGUACAACCUUUAUUUUUUCAAUGGUCGUUUUUGGCCAAACUAAAGUCUAAUAUAUUCCACUUUAACAGACAUUUUUGAUAAUUAUAAAGCCAG
Messenger RNA from Trichoplusia ni (cabbage looper), 1660 nucleotides. RefSeq names its product rhomboid-related protein 2 (gene rho-4). The coding region runs from base 256 to 1383 and encodes 375 amino acids. Gene Ontology annotation, molecular function: serine-type endopeptidase activity; calcium ion binding. Gene Ontology annotation, cellular component: membrane. Lineage: Eukaryota; Metazoa; Arthropoda; Insecta; Lepidoptera; Noctuidae. The record is from RefSeq and is a predicted model, not a curated record. The transcript has 7 exons.